Molecule: messenger RNA, 222 nt
Organism: Dothidotthia symphoricarpi CBS 119687
Lineage: Eukaryota; Fungi; Ascomycota; Dothideomycetes; Pleosporales; Dothidotthiaceae
Exons: 3
Coding region: 1-222 (73 amino acids)
Biological process (GO): mitochondrial respiratory chain complex IV assembly
Cellular component (GO): mitochondrial intermembrane space
Molecular function (GO): copper chaperone activity; copper ion binding
Source: RefSeq, a predicted model, not a curated record
AUGGCAUCAGCUCCACCAACCGCUGCCAACAUGGGCGCAGACCUCAAAACGACUCCCGCCGCGCCGCCCGCGAAGCCCAAGCCGUGCUGCGUUUGCAACGAAGAGAAGGCGAAGCGCGACGAAUGCAUGCUGUUCUCGACAUCCAACGACGCCCAGAAAGAAUGCGCCGACAUGGUCUCGAAAUACCGCGAGUGCAUGGCUGGCUUCGGAUUUAAGAUAUGA